AUGUCUGAAGUUCAUUCUCACCCGGGGGGGUUAAAGAUGCGAGGCCUUCACAGGGACUGCAAGGAUCCCAUCGAUCCGGGCCGCGGCAGAGCUGCCUUUAGACGGUUUGCCUACGAUGUGAAAACUGGAGAGUGCCGAUCUUUCAUCUGGGGUGGUUGCGAUGCUAAUAGGAAUAAUUUCGAAACUUUGGAAGAGUGUCAAUCCAAGUGUGAGCAUGGCCGCACUCACUGCUCUAUCGCCUAA
This is a messenger RNA of Hydatigera taeniaeformis, 243 nucleotides long. Lineage: Eukaryota; Metazoa; Platyhelminthes; Cestoda; Cyclophyllidea; Taeniidae. The record is from the annotation of a GenBank genome assembly.